AUGGCAACCUCCGCCGAACUCAAUAUCCUUUCCCUUCUCACUCAAUCGGCCUUAUCGUCUGCUUGUAUCAAAUUUUAUCCCAAAGGAUGCAAUUAUCCUCCAUUAGAAGUCAGCUAUUCUGAAUUGUUGGAUAUCUCUUCCAAGAAAGCCGCGUGGCUUCGUCAGCAAGACUCAUUCCGCGAAGGCUCGAUUACUUUGAUACAUUUCAAGAGCCAUUUGGACAACAUAAUUUGGUUCUGGGCUAGCAUCAUUGCUGGCAAUGUACCUGCCCUAUCACCGCCACUGGUCAACACUAGCGAAGGCCGUCAUGCCCACUUCCAACAUUUAUGGCGCAUCCUAGAGAACCCACUAGUUCUGACGUCUGAAUCUCUCAUCCGAGACGACUUUGUUGAGAAUGAUGCCCUUUUUGUCAUCCCAGUAGAGAGCAGUGCUGAAUUUGAUCUCGACUGCGCAACCGAUCCCGCCAAGAAUCGCUCUGGAAUUAGCCAUUUCAACACCAAUUACACAGUUGAAAGCAAUACAAGGAGUCAGCUCAAAGGAAUAGCCACCUUGGCGCUCACAUCUGGAAGUUCAGGUCAUUCGAAGGCAGUUUGCUUGGGCCAUGAACAAAUAUUUGCUUCGCUUCGAGGAAAAUUGACAGCGGCUCCAAUUCCUGAGAAUGGCUGUCUUCUCAACUGGAUUGGGUUAGAUCAUGUUGCCAGUCUCGUAGAGAUGCAUCUUUUGGCCAUGUUUACUUGUGUCACACAGGUACAAAUUCAAGCUGUUGAGGUACUUAGCAACCCGUUGGGCUUCUUGCACCUUUUAUCCGAGAACAAGGUUUCUAUGACAUUCGCCCCGGACUUCUUCCUUGCAAGGCUAUUGGGCACUCUUGAUCAGAUCCCCCCAGGAGAUCACUGUUUGAAGGAUAUUGAUCUCAGUCAUCUCCAGUUCUUGACUUCUGGGGGUGAGCUGAACAAUGUGGAUACUGGAUUCCGUGUCAUUGAACAUCUGCGUCAGCUGGGAGUCAAGCCUGCCAACUUAAUCAUUCCUGGAUUCGGUAUGACUGAGAUAUGUGCUGGCGGCAUCUUCAACAAGAAUUUCCCAGCUAUCGACAAGAAAAUAAUGAGAGAAUUCGGAGUCCUCGGGGAGCCUGUACCAGGGCUUAAGAUGCGUAUCUCGCCAUUAGAGAGGGGUAACACGAGAGCCCUUGAAGAGAACAAAGACCUGGAAAGGAAGUCUGGACUUAUCAAUGAGGUGGGUCAACUGGAAGUUCAAGGUCCGAUCGUGUUUUCCAGGUAUCUUAAUGACCAGGAGGCUACCAAGCAGUCAUUUACCUCGGAUGGAUGGUUCCAAACUGGUGACUUGGCAAAGAUCGAUACGCAAGGCCAGCUAUACUUGGAAGGACGAUUGAAAGAGCUCAUCAACAUCAACUCCGUCAAGUAUCUUCCCUAUGAGAUCGAAGAUGCUAUUGAAGCGGCCCGAAUCCCAGGAGUGGAGCCUUCUUUCAUUGCUUGCUUCUCUCAUCGGAAUUUAGAGUCACCCACAAGUCCCGAAAUGAUAUAUGUUGUGUAUCAGCAGCAAUACGAUUGGGAUGAUAUAAAAGCACGCUUCAAUGCUCUUCACGCCAUAGUUCGAACGGUUGUUCUCGUCACCUCUUCGCGACCGCAAGUACUUCCUUUACCUGCUGGGUGCCUACAAAAGACGUCUCUCGGAAAACUAUCGCGACCGAAGAUAAGAUCCGCUCUGGUUGAAGGGAAAUGGCAGGAACACGAACAUGUCAAUGAAAAAGAACUGGCUGCCUAUCGGAACGAGAAUUUGACUGUUCCAAGCAACAAGACAGAAGAAAAGCUCGUCACAUUGUUCCAAGAGGCUUUGGGAGUAGAUGUUGAGAUGGACGUUGAUAUGCCGAUACUUGACACGGGUAUUAGCUCUGUGGAGCUCAUGAGAUUGAAGCGUGUCGUGGAGCUCUCUUUUAACAUUGAAGAACUCCCAAUGAUCAUUAUUCUCACCAAUACCACCAUCCGAUCCUUGGCCGAAGCCAUCCACAAACUACAGGGCUCGCAAAAUGUCGGCGAAUACAAGCCAGUGGUCACGUUGCAGCCAAAUGGUGAAGGCUCCAAGGUGCCGCUAUGGCUAUUCCAUCCUGGAGUCGGCGAAAUUCUCAUUUUCCUCGGGCUAGCCCAGCACUUUCCUGACCGACCAGUCUAUGCAUUCCGCCCUCGAGGCUUCAACCCUGGCGAGAAACCAUUCCACAAUCAAGAAGAUUUAUUGGAAGCAUACUACCGUGGCCUCAAAGAAAAGCAGCCAAAGGGACCAUAUGCAAUGGCCGGAUAUUCCUACGGAAGUGUUCUUGCCUUUGAAUUGAGUAAGCGAUUGGAAGCAGAGGGUGAAACGGUACAAUUCCUUGCUUCAUUCAAUCUGCCACCUCAUAUCAAGCAACGUAUGCGUACCCUUGAUUGGACAGCUGGCCUCAUUCAUAUUGCUCAUUUCUGCGAUAUCAUUUCGCAAGAACGUGCCGAUAAACUAAAUUCCGAGCUGCGGUCUGGAGAAAUUUCACACCGCGAUCAGAUUGCUACGGUCUUGGCGGAAAGCGAGCCCGAACGCACUGCGCGACUAGGACUCACACCCCAGUCACUAUUCACAUGGGUCAAUGUCGCUCUCUCCUUGCAGAAGAUUGGCUGGACUUACGACCCGUCUGGAAUGGUAUCGCGCAUGGAUAUUUUCUACUGUCAGCCUUUGAAAGACGUCGCAUCUUCUCGUGAAGAGUACCGCAAUGACAAACUCAAUCAUUGGACUGAUUUUGCCCGCGAUGUCAAAUAUCAUGAAGUUGGCGGCGAGCACUACACUAUGAUUGGACCAGAGCAUUUGCCUAAAUUCCAACAGACUCUGAAGAGGGUGAUGGCAGCUCGAGGUCUCUAG
Penicillium angulare is the source of this 2898-nucleotide messenger RNA. RefSeq names its product non-ribosomal peptide synthetase. The record is from RefSeq and is a predicted model, not a curated record. Gene Ontology annotation, biological process: biosynthetic process; secondary metabolic process. The transcript has a single exon. NCBI's taxonomy places the organism in Eukaryota, Fungi, Ascomycota, Eurotiomycetes, Eurotiales, Aspergillaceae. The coding region runs from base 1 to 2898 and encodes 965 amino acids. Gene Ontology annotation, molecular function: CoA-ligase activity.